GCAACCCACACCGCCCCUGCCAGCCACCAUGGGGCUGCCACUAGCCCGCCUGGCGGCUGUGUGCCUGGCCCUGUCUUUGGCAGGGGGCUCGGAGCUCCAGACAGAGGGCAGAACCCGAAACCACGGCCACAACGUCUGCAGCACCUGGGGCAACUUCCACUACAAGACCUUCGACGGGGACGUCUUCCGCUUCCCCGGCCUCUGCGACUACAACUUCGCCUCCGACUGCCGAGGCUCCUACAAGGAAUUUGCUGUGCACCUGAAGCGGGGUCCGGGCCAGGCUGAGGCCCCCGCCGGGGUGGAGUCCAUCCUGCUGACCAUCAAGGAUGACACCAUCUACCUCACCCGCCACCUGGCUGUGCUUAACGGGGCCGUGGUCAGCACCCCGCACUACAGCCCCGGGCUGCUCAUUGAGAAGAGCGAUGCCUACACCAAAGUCUACUCCCGCGCCGGCCUCACCCUCAUGUGGAACCGGGAGGAUGCACUCAUGCUGGAGCUGGACACUAAGUUCCGGAACCACACCUGUGGCCUCUGCGGGGACUACAACGGCCUGCAGAGCUAUUCAGAAUUCCUCUCUGACGGCGUGCUCUUCAGUCCCCUGGAGUUUGGGAACAUGCAGAAGAUCAACCAGCCCGAUGUGGUGUGUGAGGAUCCCGAGGAGGAGGUGGCCCCCGCAUCCUGCUCCGAGCACCGCGCCGAGUGUGAGAGGCUGCUGACCGCCGAGGCCUUCGCGGACUGUCAGGACCUGGUGCCGCUGGAGCCGUAUCUGCGCGCCUGCCAGCAGGACCGCUGCCGGUGCCCGGGCGGUGACACCUGCGUCUGCAGCACCGUGGCCGAGUUCUCCCGCCAGUGCUCCCACGCCGGCGGCCGGCCCGGGAACUGGAGGACCGCCACGCUCUGCCCCAAGACCUGCCCCGGGAACCUGGUGUACCUGGAGAGCGGCUCGCCCUGCAUGGACACCUGCUCACACCUGGAGGUGAGCAGCCUGUGCGAGGAGCACCGCAUGGACGGCUGUUUCUGCCCAGAAGGCACCGUAUAUGACGACAUCGGGGACAGUGGCUGCGUUCCUGUGAGCCAGUGCCACUGCAGGCUGCACGGACACCUGUACACACCGGGCCAGGAGAUCACCAAUGACUGCGAGCAGUGUGUCUGUAACGCUGGCCGCUGGGUGUGCAAAGACCUGCCCUGCCCCGGCACCUGUGCCCUGGAAGGCGGCUCCCACAUCACCACCUUCGAUGGGAAGACGUACACCUUCCACGGGGACUGCUACUAUGUCCUGGCCAAGGGUGACCACAACGAUUCCUACGCUCUCCUGGGCGAGCUGGCCCCCUGUGGCUCCACAGACAAGCAGACCUGCCUGAAGACGGUGGUGCUGCUGGCUGACAAGAAGAAGAAUGUGGUGGUCUUCAAGUCCGAUGGCAGUGUACUGCUCAACGAGCUGCAGGUGAACCUGCCCCACGUGACCGCGAGCUUCUCUGUCUUCCGCCCGUCUUCCUACCACAUCAUGGUGAGCAUGGCCAUUGGCGUCCGGCUGCAGGUGCAGCUGGCCCCAGUCAUGCAACUCUUUGUGACACUGGACCAGGCCUCCCAGGGGCAGGUGCAGGGCCUCUGCGGGAACUUCAACGGCCUGGAAGGUGACGACUUCAAGACGGCCAGCGGGCUGGUGGAGGCCACGGGGGCCGGCUUUGCCAACACCUGGAAGGCACAGUCAAGCUGCCAUGACAAGCUGGACUGGUUGGACGAUCCCUGCUCCCUGAACAUCGAGAGCGCCAACUACGCCGAGCACUGGUGCUCCCUCCUGAAGAAGACAGAGACCCCCUUUGGCAGGUGCCACUCGGCUGUGGACCCUGCUGAGUAUUACAAGAGGUGCAAAUAUGACACGUGUAACUGUCAGAACAAUGAGGACUGCCUGUGCGCCGCCCUGUCCUCCUACGCGCGCGCCUGCACCGCCAAGGGCGUCAUGCUGUGGGGCUGGCGGGAGCAUGUCUGCAACAAGGAUGUGGGCUCCUGCCCCAACUCGCAGGUCUUCCUGUACAACCUGACCACCUGCCAGCAGACCUGCCGCUCCCUCUCCGAGGCCGACAGCCACUGUCUCGAGGGCUUUGCGCCUGUGGACGGCUGCGGCUGCCCUGACCACACCUUCCUGGACGAGAAGGGCCGCUGCGUACCCCUGGCCAAGUGCUCCUGUUACCACCGCGGUCUCUACCUGGAGGCGGGGGAUGUGGUCGUCAGGCAGGAAGAACGAUGUGUGUGCCGGGAUGGGCGGCUGCACUGUAGGCAGAUCCGGCUGAUCGGCCAGAGCUGCACGGCCCCAAAGAUCCACAUGGACUGCAGCAACCUGACUGCACUGGCCACCUCGAAGCCCCGAGCCCUCAGCUGCCAGACGCUGGCCGCCGGCUAUUACCACACAGAGUGUGUCAGUGGCUGUGUGUGCCCCGACGGGCUGAUGGAUGACGGCCGGGGUGGCUGCGUGGUGGAGAAGGAAUGCCCUUGCGUCCAUAACAACGACCUGUAUUCUUCCGGCGCCAAGAUCAAGGUGGACUGCAAUACCUGCACCUGCAAGAGAGGACGCUGGGUGUGCACCCAGGCUGUGUGCCAUGGCACCUGCUCCAUUUACGGGAGUGGCCACUACAUCACCUUUGAUGGGAAGUACUACGACUUUGACGGACACUGCUCCUACGUGGCUGUUCAGGACUACUGCGGCCAGAACUCCUCACUGGGCUCAUUCAGCAUCAUCACCGAGAACGUCCCCUGUGGCACUACGGGCGUCACCUGCUCCAAGGCCAUCAAGAUCUUCAUGGGGAGGACGGAGCUGAAGUUGGAAGACAAGCACCGUGUGGUGAUCCAGCGUGAUGAGGGUCACCACGUGGCCUACACCACGCGGGAGGUGGGCCAGUACCUGGUGGUGGAGUCCAGCACGGGCAUCAUCGUCAUCUGGGACAAGAGGACCACCGUGUUCAUCAAGCUGGCUCCCUCCUACAAGGGCACCGUGUGUGGCCUGUGUGGGAACUUUGACCACCGCUCCAACAACGACUUCACCACGCGGGACCACAUGGUGGUGAGCAGCGAGCUGGACUUCGGGAACAGCUGGAAGGAGGCCCCCACCUGCCCAGAUGUGAGCACCAACCCCGAGCCCUGCAGCCUGAACCCGCACCGCCGCUCCUGGGCCGAGAAGCAGUGCAGCAUCCUCAAAAGCAGCGUGUUCAGCAUCUGCCACAGCAAGGUGGACCCCAAGCCCUUCUACGAGGCCUGUGUGCACGACUCGUGCUCCUGUGACACGGGUGGGGACUGUGAGUGCUUCUGCUCUGCCGUGGCCUCCUACGCCCAGGAGUGUACCAAAGAGGGGGCCUGCGUGUUCUGGAGGACGCCGGACCUGUGCCCCAUAUUCUGCGACUACUACAACCCUCCGCAUGAGUGUGAGUGGCACUAUGAGCCAUGUGGGAACCGGAGCUUCGAGACCUGCAGGACCAUCAACGGCAUCCACUCCAACAUCUCCGUGUCCUACCUGGAGGGCUGCUACCCCCGGUGCCCCAAGGACAGGCCCAUCUAUGAGGAGGAUCUGAAGAAGUGUGUCACUGCAGACAAGUGUGGCUGCUAUGUCGAGGACACCCACUACCCACCUGGAGCAUCGGUUCCCACCGAGGAGACCUGCAAGUCCUGCGUGUGUACCAACUCCUCCCAAGUCGUCUGCAGGCCGGAGGAAGGAAAGAUUCUUAACCAGACCCAGGAUGGCGCCUUCUGCUACUGGGAGAUCUGUGGCCCCAACGGGACGGUGGAGAAGCACUUCAACAUCUGUUCCAUUACGACACGCCCGUCCACCCUGACCACCUUCACCACCAUCACCCUCCCCACCACCCCCACCACCUUCACCACUACCACCACCACCACCACCCCGACCUCCAGCACAGUUUUAUCAACAACUCCGAAGCUGUGCUGCCUCUGGUCUGACUGGAUCAAUGAGGACCACCCCAGCAGUGGCAGCGACGACGGUGACCGAGAAACAUUUGAUGGGGUCUGCGGGGCCCCUGAGGACAUCGAGUGCAGGUCGGUCAAGGAUCCCCACCUCAGCUUGGAGCAGCUAGGCCAGAAGGUGCAGUGUGAUGUCUCUGUUGGGUUCAUUUGCAAGAAUGAAGACCAGUUUGGAAAUGGACCAUUUGGACUGUGUUACGACUACAAGAUACGUGUCAAUUGUUGCUGGCCCAUGGAUAAGUGUAUCACCACUCCCAGCCCUCCAACUACCACUCCCAGCCCUCCACCAACCAGCACGACCACCCUUCCACCAACCACCACCCCCAGCCCUCCAACCACCACCACAACCACCCCUCCACCAACCACCACCCCCAGCCCUCCAAUAACCACCACGACCACCCCUCCACCAACCACCACUCCCAGCCCUCCAAUAAGCACCACAACCACCCCUCCACCAACCACCACUCCCAGCCCUCCAACCACCACUCCCAGCCCUCCAACCACCACUCCCAGCCCUCCAACAACCACCACAACCACCCCUCCACCAACCACCACUCCCAGCCCUCCAACGACUACGCCCAUCACUCCACCAGCCAGCACUACCACCCUUCCACCAACCACCACUCCCAGCCCUCCAACAACCACCACAACCACCCCUCCACCAACCACCACUCCCAUCACCACCACCACCACGGUGACCCCAACCCCAACACCCACCGGCACACAGACCCCAACAACGACACCCAUCACCACCACCACCACGGUGACCCCAACCCCAACACCCACCGGCACACAGACCCCAACAUCGACACCCAUCACCACCACCACUACGGUGACCCCAACCCCAACACCCACCGGCACACAGACCCCAACCACGACACCCAUCACCACCACCACUACGGUGACCCCAACCCCAACACCCACUGGCACACAGACCCCAACCCCAACAGCCAUCACCACCACCACUACGGUGACCCCAACCCCAACACCCACCGGCACACAGACCCCAACCACGACACCCAUCACCACCACCACUACGGUGACACCAACCCCAACACCCACCGGCACACAGUCCCCAACCCCAACAGCCAUCACCACCACCACUACGGUGACCCCAACCCCAACACCCACCGGCACACAGACCCCAACAUCGACACCCAUCACCACCACCACUACGGUGACCCCAACCCCAACACCCACCGGCACACAGACCCCAACCCCGACACCCAUCUCCACCACCACUACGGUGACCCCAACCCCAACACCCACCGGCACACAGACCCCAACCACGACACCCAUCACCACCACCACCACGGUGACCCCAACCCCGACACCCACCGGCACACAGACCCCAACCACGGUACUCAUCACCACCACCACUACGAUGACCCCAACCCCAACACCCACCAGCACAAAGAGUACAACCGUGACACCCAUCACCACCACAACUACGGUGACCGCAACCCCAACACCCACCGGCACACAGACCCCAACCAUGAUACCCAUCAGCACCACCACUACGGUGACCCCAACCCCAACACCCACCACUGGAAGCACGGGGCCCCCCACCCACACAAGCACAGCACCCAUUGCUGAGUUGACCACAUCCAAUCCUCCGCCUGAGUCCUCAACCCCUCAGACCUCUCGGUCCACCUCUUCCCCUCUCACGGAGUCAACCACCCUUCUGAGUACCCUACCACCUGCCAUUGAGAUGACCAGCACGGCCCCACCCUCCACACCCACGGCACCCACGACCACGAGCGGAGGCCACACACUGUCUCCACCGCCCAGCACCACCACGUCCCCUCCAGGCACCCCCACUCGCGGUACCACGACCGGGUCAUCUUCAGCCCCCACCCCCAGCACUGUGCAGACGACCACCACCAGUGCCUGGACCCCAACGCCGACCCCACUCUCCACACCCAGCAUCAUCAGGACCACAGGCCUGAGGCCCUACCCUUCCUCUGUGCUUAUCUGCUGUGUCCUGAACGACACCUACUACGCACCAGGUGAGGAGGUGUACAACGGCACAUACGGAGACACCUGUUAUUUCGUCAACUGCUCACUGAGCUGUACGUUGGAGUUCUAUAACUGGUCCUGCCCAUCCACGCCCUCCCCAACACCCACGCCCUCCAAGUCGACGCCCACGCCUUCCAAGCCAUCGUCCACGCCCUCCAAGCCGACGCCCGGCACCAAGCCCCCCGAGUGCCCAGACUUUGAUCCUCCCAGACAGGAGAACGAGACUUGGUGGCUGUGCGACUGCUUCAUGGCCACGUGCAAGUACAACAACACGGUGGAGAUCGUGAAGGUGGAGUGUGAGCCGCCGCCCAUGCCCACCUGCUCCAACGGCCUCCAACCCGUGCGCGUCGAGGACCCCGACGGCUGCUGCUGGCACUGGGAGUGCGACUGCUACUGCACGGGCUGGGGCGACCCGCACUAUGUCACCUUCGACGGACUCUACUACAGCUACCAGGGCAACUGCACCUACGUGCUGGUGGAGGAGAUCAGCCCCUCCGUGGACAACUUCGGAGUUUACAUCGACAACUACCACUGCGAUCCCAACGACAAGGUGUCCUGUCCCCGCACCCUCAUCGUGCGCCACGAGACCCAGGAGGUGCUGAUCAAGACCGUGCAUAUGAUGCCCAUGCAGGUGCAGGUGCAGGUGAACAGGCAGGCGGUGGCACUGCCCUACAAGAAGUACGGGCUGGAGGUGUACCAGUCUGGCAUCAACUACGUGGUGGACAUCCCCGAGCUGGGUGUCCUCGUCUCCUACAAUGGCCUGUCCUUCUCCGUCAGGCUGCCCUACCACCGGUUUGGCAACAACACCAAGGGCCAGUGUGGCACCUGCACCAACACCACCUCCGACGACUGCAUUCUGCCCAGCGGGGAGAUCGUCUCCAACUGUGAGGCUGCGGCUGACCAGUGGCUGGUGAACGACCCCUCCAAGCCACACUGCCCCCACAGCAGCUCCACGACCAAGCGCCCGGCCGUCACUGUGCCCGGGGGCGGUAAAACGACCCCACACAAGGACUGCACCCCAUCUCCCCUCUGCCAGCUCAUCAAGGACAGCCUGUUUGCCCAGUGCCACGCACUGGUGCCCCCGCAGCACUACUACGAUGCCUGCGUGUUCGACAGCUGCUUCAUGCCGGGCUCGAGCCUGGAGUGCGCCAGUCUGCAGGCCUACGCAGCCCUCUGUGCCCAGCAGAACAUCUGCCUCGACUGGCGGAACCACACGCAUGGGGCCUGCUUGGUGGAGUGCCCAUCUCACAGGGAGUACCAGGCCUGUGGCCCUGCAGAAGAGCCCACGUGCAAAUCCAGCUCCUCCCAGCAGAACAACACAGUCCUGGUGGAAGGCUGCUUCUGUCCUGAGGGCACCAUGAACUACGCUCCUGGCUUUGAUGUCUGCGUGAAGACCUGCGGCUGUGUGGGACCUGACAAUGUGCCCAGAGAGUUUGGGGAGCACUUCGAGUUCGACUGCAAGAACUGUGUCUGCCUGGAGGGUGGAAGUGGCAUCAUCUGCCAACCCAAGAGGUGCAGCCAGAAGCCCGUUACCCACUGCGUGGAAGACGGCACCUACCUCGCCACGGAGGUCAACCCUGCCGACACCUGCUGCAACAUUACCGUCUGCAAGUGCAACACCAGCCUGUGCAAAGAGAAGCCCUCCGUGUGCCCGCUGGGAUUCGAAGUGAAGAGCAAGAUGGUGCCUGGAAGGUGCUGUCCUUUCUACUGGUGUGAGUCCAAGGGGGUGUGUGUUCACGGGAAUGCUGAGUACCAGCCCGGUUCUCCAGUUUAUUCCUCCAAGUGCCAGGACUGCGUGUGCACGGACAAGGUGGACAACAACACCCUGCUCAACGUCAUCGCCUGCACCCACGUGCCCUGCAACACCUCCUGCAGCCCUGGCUUCGAACUCAUGGAGGCCCCCGGGGAGUGCUGUAAGAAGUGUGAACAGACGCACUGUAUCAUCAAACGGCCCGACAACCAGCACGUCAUCCUGAAGCCCGGGGACUUCAAGAGCGACCCGAAGAACAACUGCACAUUCUUCAGCUGCGUGAAGAUCCACAACCAGCUCAUCUCGUCCGUCUCCAACAUCACCUGCCCCAACUUUGAUGCCAGCAUUUGCAUCCCGGGCUCCAUCACAUUCAUGCCCAAUGGAUGCUGCAAGACCUGCACCCCUCGCAAUGAGACCAGGGUGCCCUGCUCCACCGUCCCCGUCACCACGGAGGUUUCGUACGCCGGCUGCACCAAGACCGUCCUCAUGAAUCAUUGCUCCGGGUCCUGCGGGACAUUUGUCAUGUACUCGGCCAAGGCCCAGGCCCUGGACCACAGCUGCUCCUGCUGCAAAGAGGAGAAAACCAGCCAGCGUGAGGUGGUCCUGAGCUGCCCCAAUGGCGGCUCGCUGACACACACCUACACCCACAUCGAGAGCUGCCAGUGCCAGGACACCGUCUGCGGGCUCCCCACCGGCACCUCCCGCCGGGCCCGGCGCUCCCCUAGGCAUCUGGGGAGCGGGUGAGCGGGGUGGGCACAGCCCCCUUCACUGCCCUCGACAGCUUUACCUCCCCCGGACCCUCUGAGCCUCCUAAGCUCGGCUUCCUCUCUUCAGAUAUUUAUUGUCUGAGUCUUUGUUCAGUCCUUGCUUUCCAAUAAUAAACUCAGGGGGACAUGC
This is a messenger RNA of Homo sapiens (human), 8635 nucleotides long. It is a transcript of the gene MUC2, whose product is annotated as mucin 2, oligomeric mucus/gel-forming. The record is from RefSeq and is marked reviewed. Gene Ontology annotation, cellular component: Golgi lumen; extracellular region. NCBI's taxonomy places the organism in Eukaryota, Metazoa, Chordata, Mammalia, Primates, Hominidae.